Messenger RNA from Poecile atricapillus (Black-capped chickadee), 3122 nucleotides. RefSeq names its product solute carrier family 25 member 48 (gene SLC25A48). Gene Ontology annotation, cellular component: mitochondrion. Lineage: Eukaryota; Metazoa; Chordata; Aves; Passeriformes; Paridae. The coding region runs from base 41 to 1153 and encodes 370 amino acids. Gene Ontology annotation, molecular function: transmembrane transporter activity. The record is from RefSeq and is a predicted model, not a curated record. Gene Ontology annotation, biological process: transmembrane transport. The transcript has 7 exons.
UGUCUCCGCUCCCCGCGGUGCCUUUAAGCUGCGGUGUGUGAUGUCACAGCGCUUGGAAGCCGCGGGCCGGAGCGCACGGAGCCGCGGGGAGCCCCUGCCCGCCGGGGCCGCAGCCCAGCCCCGCAGGACGGGCUCGGUGCCCACCAUGGGAAGCGUUCAGGUGCAGGACUUCGUGGCGGGCUUGGUGGGCGGAAUUGCCAGUGUGGUUGCAGGCCAUCCCCUGGACACGGUCAAGACUCGUUUGCAAGCUGGACAAGGAUAUGGAAAUACAUUCAAGUGUGUUCUCACUGUGUACAGAAAUGAGUCUCUGACCGGCUUCUUCAAGGGCAUGUCGUUCCCACUGGCCAGCAUCGGCAUCUACAGCUCCGUGGUGUUCGGUGUCUUCAGCAACACGCAGCGGUUCCUCAGCCAGCUCCGCCACGGGGACGCGGCCGCCGCGCCGUCGCUCACCGACAUGACUGCGGCCAGCAUCGUGGCAGGGGUCAUCUCUGUGGGCAUUGGCACUCCCGUGGAGCUGGUCAAGAUAAGGCUACAGAUGCAAACACAGCCGUACAACAAAGCAAAUGUUAAACUAAAUUCCACAGCUCCUGGAUCUCCUGUGUACCGAGGCCCAAUUCACUGCUUAAGGACAAUCAUACAGAAAGAGGGGAUAGCAGGAAUAUACCGAGGCAACGUAGCAAUGCUCCUGCGGGAUGUUCCUGGGUACUGCGCCUAUUUCAUCCCGUACGCGAUGUUCUGUGACUGGAUAACUCCUGAUGGAAGCAUUUCUCCUAAUCCCUUCUCUAUCUGGGUGGCAGGGGGUGUAGCAGGAGCUGUUUCCUGGGCAGUAUGUACGCCAAUGGAUGUUGUGAAAAGUCGACUUCAGGCAGAUGGAGUUUACUUAAACCAGUACAAAGGGACCCUUGACUGCAUGUUGCAGAGCUACCAGAACGAGGGCUUAAAAUGUUGCCAAGAAGACCAGAAAGUCGCCUACUUUCCUGAGCCAGAUCAGCAGUGUGGUGUUGGUGAGGGCUCAGCUGCUCUGACCAAGGACUCCCAUCCUGCACCUACAGCAGCUGCCGUGGGCACAUGGUCCAUGGAGGACUCCGAAAAUCACACCAGCUCAAUCAGAUCCAAAGACUAUUUUAUUAUCAAAUCUUUCACUGUUGACUAAGAGCACCUUAGUAAUUCUGAUGGUGGUGGUGUGCUUCUUCACCAAUGACAUUUUUCCUGUUGAACCAGGGAGACAACUUGCUUCCUUUCCCUAGGGAUGUACCCAAACCCAGCUCACCUCAAAUCACCAAGGGAGGGUCUUUUGUACAACACGGUGCUAUAACACUCAGCUUCUUUGGUGAACAAGGAAAGGAGGAAAUGUGGUGGGUACACAGGUGCUUUUUCCGUAGGAAGGUCUGGAUUCCCACCAAAUCCCAGCUUGCUUUCAGGUUCAAAAUAGUGUGUGACUCUUCCCAUACAAAUAUUUGUGUUUUACAACAGUUUGGCACAAUUUAACACAUUAUCAUGAAAACUGUAAAGGCUUCAACAACUUCAGUCUGCUAUCCAAGGUAUAAAUUAAAUUGGAAAACAGGAGGAUGUUAAAUUCAGAGACUAAGCUGCUUUUUUUAUAUAGAAAACAAUAAAAUAAAUCUGCAUUUCAUACAGAAGGCUGCCUAUUAAUUUACACAGCUUGCCUGGUGCAGCCCUCCAGGGACCAGCUUGAAGUAUCUCAUCUGCCUUCUGAGCUCCCUGACAUGAUUUGCCAGCUGCCAAAACCUGCAGACAUCACUUUGUAGCGGUGAGCAGACCAUCACCAAAGGAAGUCUCUAGGACACAGUACACUUCAGACCUCCAGCUCUUUGCUAGAAUCCCACUGAGACCACUGGAACAGGCCCAGUCUCUCUUUGGUCUACCUCAGCCUCUCAAUUAUUCCAAGAUCUUUUACAUCAUGAUUAUUUCUCUUUAUGCUGUUUAAUAUCCUUAUGAUUUAUUUUCUAAGCAUGGAGUUUUUGAUGCCAAAGCCCAAGAAGGACCAGCUUUGCUGUGAUGAGAGGACUUUGGUGGCACUGGCAGGGGAGGCCAAGGGGGCUCCCAUGCAGAGGGACACAUGACACGGGGAAUAACCUGGGACAACGCUUCAUCUGGGAAAUGUUCUAGAGGAACAGCUCUUCCUCUGGAGAAGAGCUCUGGGGGAAAAGCCCAGUGAUUGCAGUUUCAGCAGAUCCCUUCAAAGAAAAGCUUUCUGAAGACCAUGUGGAGCAGCUGUUGUCCAGCCUUCCUCCAAAAAAUGAGAAGGAAACAGAAACUCCUACAUCCUCCUCCCUGGAUGAAUGGGAAUUGGUCACAACACUUGAAGAUCUCAGUAGAAAGUGCCUAAAACUUUGGGUGUGGAGCAGACUUGGAAAUGGGUUCAUGUUCUUUGGGCUCCUCAUCACUGGGGCCCAGAUGAAAAACAGAAGUGAGGGUGCUCCCAGAACUGGCCUUAAAAUGGAGAAGAAUCAGCUUGUAUUGCUUCAUCUCAGGACUUCACUGUGGUGCCUUUGACCUUCUUUAGGACACAUGGAACUGUUUUUGAUAAACAAUAUGGAAAAAAUUGAUGAACCUUCACACAAGUAUUUGUUGCUGGCUGCAUUUAAGGUUUCAUCAUUGCCACGUUGCCUAUUUUUUAUGCAUGUAUGUAAAACAUGUUUUUUAGAUGGAUACUAUCAUGCAUCUCCAGAGAUAAUACUUGGGCAGACUGUUUUUUUAAUAUAAAUAAACGGUGUGUUCAUCUGCCUGCAUAAUGUAAAAUGAAUUAAUUAAACUGAUGAGCUCACAACAAGCUGUGUAUCUGCAUGAUCCUGCCCUCAUGGUGCCCAAGUUUGAUCCAUUCAGUGCUCUCUGGGUAUGGAGCCCUAAGACCCACAAUGGAGUUGCAUGGUGAUAUUUCAUCAUAUUGUUCAUCCAAUUAAACCAAUUUUGAAAUUGGAGCCCAGGAUUUGCCUGGACAAAACUCUCGUGUAGCACACACCCACCAGAAGGAGCUGUCAGGGAGAGCCAUGGGCAACUUGGUGUGGAAACGGAGCAGAAGGCAGAUCGCGACUCAAAAUUAUAGAAAUAUAUAUGAUAUAAAUAUAUAUAACAUAAAUAUAAAAUCAUGAAAAUCAAGU